This is a messenger RNA of Annulohypoxylon maeteangense, 2625 nucleotides long. RefSeq lists its product as uncharacterized. Bases 148 to 2499 code for a protein of 783 amino acids. NCBI's taxonomy places the organism in Eukaryota, Fungi, Ascomycota, Sordariomycetes, Xylariales, Hypoxylaceae. The record is from RefSeq and is a predicted model, not a curated record. The transcript is spliced from 4 exons.
AAAACCCCUGGCACCCUGGCACCCUGGCUGUCUGGUCUAGGUGAGGUAGGUAUCUAAGAAUGAAUAUUCAGCUUGAAACAUACCUAUUAUCAUUCUUUCCUUCCAGGUUCUCAUGGCAUACACGUCUUAUCUACCUACUAUGGUUAGAUGACCUCCCGCGGAACCGUCUCUCCAAUAGACGUGGACAUGGGUAGCCCAUGUCGAAUUCAGCUAGAGAAUCGAAUUGACCCGGACUUUCUCAACGCUCCCCCAACCGAUGUCCAGCUCGAAAUUACACAGGAACUACCUGCACACACCCAACGGGAUACUAUUGAUCAUAAAGACCUAUGGGAAUUACCUGUCGACGCUCGUCGAGAAAUACUAGAAUUAGAUCUUCCUUCUGGAUGGGAAAUUCGAGAAUGGCCUGGUCUUGCUAGUGUCUCCUACGUCCAUCGGGACCGACAGAUUAAAACGUGGAAAAGACCUACAGCCGAAGAUGACUAUACCCCCUUUCCAACCGUAGCGGACCGCCUCCGUUACUUCGACCCGAAUACACAACCACCUUUACCACUUGACUUCCGAGUUUCUAAGGGGACCAAACUCGCCCAAGAUGACGAACCAAUAUCAGAAACUCGGGGAACUUUUCAGUACCCCUUGGAAGUAUAUCUGGUACACACGCCGAUAAGAGGAUUAAGGCCUAUAUACCGUGCAAUUGACACAGCCUACAAUGCCUUUUUCGGGAUGUUAGACAUUCCUCAUUUGGUCAAUGGGUUCUUCGGACGCCAUGCCUCCUGGGUUCUGCCAAUUACACUCCUAACACUCGGGCUUGUCGUCUACUGUCUCUGCUACUUGGUGAUCAUGUUCAUUCUAAGUCUUCCUCUGUUUUGGCGACUCUGGACAAGCCUGUUUUUUAUAUCAAUCUUGACGUUUCCUUUCACUAGAUUGUUAAGCACUCUUACGAAACCAGUAGUCGAUAUGUAUAUGUUAACAACUGUGGCGGGCACUGGUAUGCUUGGACUUAACACUCUCGUAGCACUUGGCAGAGAUCAAGCCGCUUGGUCGCAUUGGAAAGUUCUAGUUGGCCCUUACAUGUAUGAACUCACGAAAGUCCGAAAGGCUCUCCAGGUAAAUGGAAAUCAGGAUGCCGAGAUGGAAGAGGACCAAAUAGUGAACCAUGACAACAUAAUCGAAGAAGUGCUUGACGAGAGUUUGCCGCUUCUUAAUUAUCCAAGUCUAACAGCACUGAGAACUGAAUUUCCAGCAACUACUUUCACGUCAUCUUCCCCGGUGGAAGCGCCGCCCCUUGAUUUUGCAGAAACAUCUUCGCCGCCGGUCCAUAUAGUUGCCGAGACACUUAUUCAACAGCCAACAUCUAAGUGGUCAGGAGAUAUAUGCCAGUGCGUUAAGAGGCAUUUGACCGAGGCAGAAUACGAAUAUUAUAAGAGCACAUACAACACUGUUCUAAUCGGCGAAACAGUUAUGUUAGAAGAUGGCAUGGACGAGACAGCUACCACACUGAUCAAGUCCUGGCCUGCUUACCGAACCUUUGAUACAAACUGCCAGGCCUUCACCCUAAAUUUCCUCGACGUACUCUGCGACAGUAACCUAUCCGCCGUCAGUACACGUAUGGUUCUUCACUUCUCGUGGUUCAUCCAUAUCCCAAACCUCGUAAACAUUAUCUUAGGGGUCUUGAUCUCGUUCGCACCAACAUACGGCGGAGAGGGAGAAAUCGGCAACGUAGAGCGCUGGGCGCGUCCGUGCUUCGCGAUAAUCGCUUUCUUCAUGACAUAUGCGUGCGGCUGGACCGUCUUCCAGAAUCUGCUUGGGCCCAGGUUCGGCGUGUCACUAGAAUCGCGGAUCCAGAAAUAUUACACGCGCGCGGCGCGACGGUACCCGGAGUACCAUGCGCUUCAGACAGAAAAGGCGCUGUUCGUAUUCAUGUUCUUAGUCUACGCGUUCAUACACAUGGGGAUAUUCGUUAUGCUGACGUAUGGCUAUUUAAUCGAGAUGAUCACUCCGUUCGUGCUAAACGAAGUCCUCAUCUCCCGUGUCAUGAAAUUUCUCAUCGGGUACGCGUCCGGCAUAGAACCGCCCUGCGAUCGUCUCAGUAUCGGUGGGACCUUCGACUUCACCUCGCGCUCCACCAUGCACAUCAUCAAGCUAGCCGUCGCGGCCGUAGCUGUGUUCUUCGUCUGGCCUAUCAUACUUUACCAGCGGAUGUCAGGGGAGCCAUCUUGGUUUGAUUUCUCGUGGAUCACAGACGUGUUUAGCAAUUGGGCCGAUCUGGGAGAGUUCAACGACAAGCACGAGCAGCUUAUGGAGCUAGCCUACCGAUACAAUAUCACGGUCCUCCCGACCGCUUUCAAGGCCGCGGCGAGGAAUGGUAGUUUGAGCCAAGUACCGAGAGCAGCGUUUAAGGUUCUCCAGCAUAGUAAUUUUACGGAGUUUGUGAGUCCGGCGAUUUGUUUGGUUUUUGGGGUGGGAAAUGGAACGGGGUCUGGAUUGGACGGUGAAUUGUGAUUUGUGUGUAAUCAUCCGUCUACCUGAGAAUACCCAUCUAUUGAUAAGUUGACUUUAUUUAGGUACCUACUAGGUAGGUAGUCAGGUUCGUCAAUUGAAGUUACACUCGAGCUCCUAAACCCCCUA